AUGUCUCAAAGGUAUCACUUCAUACCAAUAUAUCACUUAACAGUUCUGGCUUCGUUCCCAGGUAAUGCUUAUAAUCAGAACAAACUAGUUGUCAACAGCCAUUAUGAUAGCAGAAAGGAAGAGAAACUGAUCCUUGCCAGAGUUAACCAAAAAGAAAAAAGAAAAAGAAAGCAAAAACAAAGCAAAACCCUUCAACGUUCAAGGGGACAGAAAACAAUACCCAUGAAGGUUAUAAACAUCAGAGACUUUGAAAGAAAGAACCAUUCAGCUAUGAGGGAAUUUGUGUUAUUAGGCUUAACACAGUCUCCUGAAAUACAAAGAAUUCUAUUCUGGUUAUUCACACUUAGCUAUGUUGCAGCUCUGAUGGGUAACUUCCUGCUUAUAUUUAUCAUAUGCACUUCUAAGAAACUUCACACUCCAAUGUAUUUCCUCCUUGCCAAUCUCUCCUUGGUGAAUGCACUCUCCAUCACAACUACAACUCCCAAAUUGCUGCACACUCUUUUCUCACACAGAUAUACCAUCACAUUUUAUGGCUGCAUCAUUCAGGUCUAUUUUUUCAUAUUGUUCCUGGUGACAGAACUGAUGUUGCUCACCAGUAUGGCUUUUGAUCGUUUUGUUGCUAUCUGUUACCCAUUGCAAUAUACACUGAUCAUGAGGAAAGAAUUGUGUGCUGCAAUAGCGGUUGGAGCAUGGGUUUUAGGACUGACAAACACUACAGUUAACUCUGGGCUUCUCCUACAGCUGUCCUUCUGUGAAUCCAAUAUUAUCAAUCAUUUCUUCUGUGAUGUGCCUCCAGUUUUGAAGUUAUCAUGCUCAGAUACCAGCUUCAACGAAACAAUGGCUUUUGUGGCAGAUGUAGUUUUUGCUGUUUUUAGUUGUGGACUGACCCUAACAUCAUAUGGAUUUAUUAUAAGGGCCAUCUUCAGAAUUCGUUCCACUGAAGGGAAGAAGAAAGCAUUCUCCACCUGUUCCUCCCAUCUUAUUGUAGUUAGUUUUUACUUUUCAGGAGUCAUCUACACAUAUAUCAGGCCCACUUCAGUCUAUUCUUUAAACAGAGUCAAAUACAUUUCCCUCCUUUAUUCAGUGGUAACCCCAGUUAUUAAUCCAAUCAUAUAUUCACUAAGGAACAGAGAAGUAAAAGAAGUUCUCAAAGACUUUAUUGGAAGAGGUAGAAUGUUUUAA
Thamnophis elegans (Western terrestrial garter snake) is the source of this 1182-nucleotide messenger RNA. Its product is annotated as olfactory receptor 13G1-like. Lineage: Eukaryota; Metazoa; Chordata; Lepidosauria; Squamata; Natricidae. Gene Ontology annotation, cellular component: membrane. The transcript is spliced from 2 exons. The record is from RefSeq and is a predicted model, not a curated record. The coding region runs from base 1 to 1182 and encodes 393 amino acids. Gene Ontology annotation, biological process: G protein-coupled receptor signaling pathway. Gene Ontology annotation, molecular function: olfactory receptor activity; G protein-coupled receptor activity.